CAAACGCACAAGAAUUGACUUAACUCUGGAGAAACGAAACCUACGGGCUAAUGCCUCAGAAGUGAACGCGCAGUGCGAAGACUUAGUUGUGAAUAAUAUAUAUGAAAAAUCUUCCGCUUUCAUGACACGAGACGUGUUGGUGGUCUGCACGGUCUGUGUCCUGGUGUUCAAUAAAGUCCCCACUGACUUCCUCCCACUGCAAUCAGUGCUGUUCAGUGAUCAGCUGCAGACAGUUCCAUGCACAACAGCCUGAGAACAUUGUCCCUCAGUUAUGGCAGGUCUCACAUGGAUCCUCACUUUCCUCUGUGUUGCAGGAUGCCACCACUCUUCAGCCUCACCUUUUCCCCGCUCUCCCCGGAUGGUCCAGGUGGGGGAGAACGUCACACUGACCUGUAACCUGACGUCCAGCAUGAAGACCACCUGGUACCUGUUGCGUUCAGACCAGCUGCUGCCACUGCUGACAGUUACACCAAGCAAAAUAGGAGAAAAUCUGGUCAGCUUUCACUCUAAAAACAACAGUCGCAUCUACAGCCGGGGAGACAUGGAGAGAGGCCCGGUCAGCCUGGAGAUCCUGGAGGUAGAGGAGAAGGAUGCUGGGCUGUAUUUCUGCACAGGGUGGUGUGCAGGGGUUGUAUGUGUUAACAGAGGGGUUCUUCUAACUGUGAAUGGAGCUGAUGGGGAGUUGGCCAUAGACAAAAUGAGGCAGCCGUGUUGGAGACUGGGAAUCUGCGCGCUUCCAGCUUUAAUCGCCCUCGUUUUCGUCUUCCUCUUUGGACUCUGCCUGUGCUCAGGAAAACCAGCUGUUUGCUGCUGUCCUUCACUGAGAAGAGACUCCAGUCUGAGGAUCACAGAGGACAUGUCUUUGCAUUACUCCAGUCUGAAGCAUGCACACGAGCCCCGCCCCUCUGGCCACAGAGGAACAAGAUUGGUCAAAGAGGAUGUCACAUAUUCAACAGUGAUGAGUCGCAAGAACCCAAACACAUCACAUUAGCACAGAUAGAGAGCCACUUUCUUGUUUUUUUUUUUUUUACAUACAAAUUUCAGUGAAUGAUGAAUUUCAUCACCACCUGCUGGUGAGAAAGUAGAUCACACUCUCUCACUUCUUUAAAGGGCCAGUAUGUCAAUGUGUCAGUGUAAAACCUUCAGAAGUUAACCAAGGCCCCGCCCGUCUCAUAAUACCCAGGGGCACACAGUCAGGAGAGGCAAACCAGCCAAGGGGAAAAGGGUCCCCUUAUGGCCCCUCAUAAUGGCACAUGCAUGAAUGUACUCACAUUUAUAUCACAUGUCCCAACUGUUUAGAACAAUAAAAUCUUUAAGGACCUGGAUAAGCAGCAGAAAAUGGAGGGAUGAAGGGAUGAAUGGAGAUUUUUCAGCCAGUUUUGGCUGAAAUCUGCCUAAAGCAGACUGGUAAGAUAUAUUUAAACCUUUCUAAAUGAAAUUUUAGACUAUAAUAUAAGAUAAUAUAAAAGUAAAAAAUAUAUAUUUUUUUAGGAAACACUUUUUAAGACCUGCAUAUAUCCUGUGUAUAUGCAAAGACAGAUAUUUUUAAUAUGCUAGAGAAAGUAAUGAUUCAUGACUUUAUUUCUGUAUCUCUUUUUAAAAGCUAUUUCACUUUUCAUGUCAGUGUGACUGCUGUAGAAGCACUGCUGUCUUUUGGUUUUAGUUAUAAACCAACUAUCUAUUACUUUCAAUCAUUUACAUACAUAAAUACACCACAGAAGAAUGUCAAAAUGUUACUGUAACUGCUCGCCAAAUACACAUGAUGAUAGCAAGCUUAUUUGUAUAUGAUGUUUAUGUAGCAUCCACUGUUUUUUAAGCUCCUCUUGUGCUUGUCUGUGAUGUGCGUCAGUUAUGUUAGGGUUCGUUGUGCAUAUUUACCUCUCAAUAAAUAGAUUUUGAUUGUCAUGUGGAAUCUUUUCUUUCACACAAUCAAUACAACUUUGAAAAUGCAGUGACAUAACAGCUCUAUCUCACUUUACCUGAAUCUGCAGAAACACAGAGUAAGAGCCGAAACAAUGAGUCAAUCCAUAGGAAAAUAAUGAUUGAUGAUGAUUGAUUAAGUCGUUUCAAUCACUUUUCAAGCAGAAAUUGUGAAAAGAGCCAAACAUUUGCAUAUUUAAAUUUCUCAAAAAAGGAGAGUUGCUGCUUUUUCUUUUGUAAACUGAAUAUUAUGGGGUUUGGGGAGUUAAAAAAAACAACAUUUUAAGAUGUCGUCUUCAGCUCAGCAAAAUGUUUUGACAGUUUUCAAUGUCUCAUAUAGACUAAAUGAUUAUUCAGUUCAUCAAAAAAAUAAAUUGUUAGAUUAUUUGAUAGUGAAAACAAUAGUUGCAGGUCUAACACAGGAUGUACAGGGGCAGUUAACAUCGAGGAACCCCUCACCCCAGAGGUCAGUGGUCAGCUUAGCUUAGCUUAGUUUAGCAUAAAGACUGGAACCUUCAAAGCGCAAUAAUUAGAAAACCAAGGAAUCCUGCACACUGUCCAUCACAUGGACUCAUUUAAUUAACUUUUGUGGAUCAUAGAUUGGAUUAUAGAGAUUAUUUUAUUUAUUUACAUUUGAAUUUAUUUGUUGCUCUUUUCUUUUUCACUGCUGUCAUGGUUUAAACCCUCUCUUCUACAGUGUAUUAUUGUAUUGCAUAUAUUGUGUAUUGUAUGUUUUACAUUGUUAAAAACACAAGAAAAAAAGUUCAGUAAAAUAAGUGUGUUAAUCAGUA
Molecule: messenger RNA, 2711 nt
Organism: Seriola aureovittata
Lineage: Eukaryota; Metazoa; Chordata; Actinopteri; Carangiformes; Carangidae
Exons: 5
Coding region: 272-991 (239 amino acids)
Source: RefSeq, a predicted model, not a curated record